GACUGGACCUGACAGCAACCUUCACUGCCGCCUCUGCACCCUGCCCGGGCAGGACAGAGCCGUGUCUCCCGUUAGCUUCGGUGGAGGAUGAGUAGAGGAAGUCAAACUCUUUUAUAAAGACGCAAACAAAACUGUCGAUUCUCUCUCUAAUUUAAUUUAAUUGGUGUCGCAGACCCGGUCCUGUCGGCCCGUCUUGUGCGGUUAACGUUUCGCAUAUUGUCGAAAAUUUUCCAAAACAUCACACUAGCUCGCGUUUACGUGCACUAGUGUGGUAUUUAGUUUGAGCAGCUAGCUCGUCUUUCAAAGAGUCCCACGGCAACGUCUCCGUGGAUGUCGUGUGUGUGUGUGGACGCUCGAGCAGACCUCCAUAAAGGAUUGCAGCACUGGGAUGAUUUUAAUGGAGUAAGACACUGCUGACAAGGGAAAUCUACAAGAAAGACAAUCUACAUAUCCGGUUUAGGACAACUGAAGUAGCAACGUGGAAACUUCUCACCUGCGUUCAAACCCUGAACUGAAGUGAACUUGAAAAUGGAUGGAAUAGGCACCUUGCAGAGUUUGGCCCCGGAGACCAAGGCUGAGCGAAUUGCGAGAUACAAGGCAGAAAGGAGGAGGGAGCUGGCUGAGCGCUAUGGCAACACAGACGAAAUCACCUCCAAAUAUGUCCGUAGGGACAGGAGAAUUGGAGAUGCAUCUGAAACAGUGUCUUCAGAAACCAAGGAGAAGGAAAAAUAUGAGGAUAAUGAAUCAGAGCAAACGUAUACCAAGAGGGGCUCCAGGAACAAAGUAGCAGACCCUGUGGAGGAGCAGACUCACGAUGAGCCAACUCAAUUCAAAACAGACACCAAUUUAUCAUCUAAAUCGAGUCUCCUGGAAACUGAUGAUACAGAGGAGCCAACGGUUGAGGAGAAGUAUGUGGACUCAGCCAAGAGGACUUCCAAGAUGUCUCUUUUAAAGGACCAGGAGGAGUCGGAGGAUGGAAGCAGUGGCCGACCUGCCCACGACCGGGUGAAGAUAAUAAGCAGUGACGAAGAGGAAUCCUCCACCAGCCUCCCCAAAGCUGAAAGCAAGUUAAUGGAUGAGAAAGAAGCCACAGAUGAACCUUCAUGGAAGGAGCAGCAUGAAAAUGUCGAAGAAAAACCUUCCAGUCUCCUCUCUGACAGAGCUCUCCCCGUCAGCAGGAACAGAGAUGCCUCUCCCCCUCCCUCUCCUCCCUCUCCUCCCUGCCAGCUCGCCUCACUGCAGCGCCAAGACUCUGGGUCUCGGGGCAUCAAGGGAAUCCUAAAGAAAAGCCGCUCCACCAGCAUGGAGUCGGACCACAGCGAGGGCUCCGCACCGGAUUGCGCGCCAGCCCGACCAACCGGUGUCACCCUCAGCCACCCUGAGAGCGAGGAGGAGGAGAUGGAGGAGGAGGAUAUGGAGGAGGAGGAGAUAGAGGAGGAAGAGGAGGAGGAGGAGGAUGAGGAGGGGGAGAUAGAGGAAGAUGUCAAUGGGGAACAUUACAGAGAGGAUGAGUCAUUAACUGAUGAUAUCGCAGACGGAGGGUGCUUCAGCAUCGACAGACAACAGAGAGAGGGAAGCAGCGGCAGCAGUGGAGGGAGCUUUGAGGAGAUGCGGAGUCCCUCGCCUGGCGAGAGCCUGGAGAAGACGUCCACAGUGUCGGAGGAUGUGGAGGAACUGGAGAGCAGUUUGGAUGGCAGCCAGGGCUCCUCACUCAAACAGAGACUGGCAGAGUUCACUAGUGAAGGUGAGAAGAAGGAUAGACCGAAGAAGCUCAAAACAUCCGAGUUGAGCAACACACCACUGGCCGAUCGCUUCGGCAAGCUCCAAGAUGCUGAAAAUGCCUGGAUGAAAAAGAAAUCCAGUGUAGAUCUGGGGCCCAAGAUGUCACUGGCUGACAGGAUGAAGGUCCUUAAAGACAAGGAGGAGCAAUGGAAGAGCAAAGGCAAGGGAGCCGCCAACGACUCGGUGCAGUUCACUGUGGCUGGACGCAUGGCCAAGAAAGGUCUGGUGACAGACAUCGUAAAGGAAGAGUCUCCCAUCUCCCUCAGGAAGUCUAACGCCACGCCUGUGAAGCCACUUGAAGAAAUCUCCAGUAGAACUGAUGUCAAGGUGGAAGGAGAUAAAAGGCUCGACAAGCUCGAGUCUUUCCUCGACAAGCUCCACAACAAAGGCGUGAGCAAAGGCAAGACUUCCACCGUCGAGGUGACGGCUGAGACGGAGAAAGAAGUGAUGACCCUGGAUGAUGAUGAGACGUUCGGCAACUUCUACAAAUCUGUGUCACCGUCGAUCCUCCAGGACUCCGGUGUGGUUUUGACCGAGGAGGAUCUCAGCCAGAUUCAGGCCGAUUCACCAAAACUGACCUCAGCCGUAACAGAACACAAGCGAGCAGUCCGACCAAACAGAAGGAACCAGGGCUCCAGGAAUCCUCUGCGGGCUCUGGCCGCCCGCAACGACAUCCGCCAGGUCUAUACUGAGCAGAGGCUUAACGUGGCCUCAUUGGAGACCAAGAGGAUCCAAGUGGAGAGGAUGGCAAAACACUCCAAAACAAACCUGGCGGACGUGGCCUUGGCGGGUCUUGCAAGCAAGGAGAAUUUCCGCAAGGUCAACCUGCGCAGUGUGAAAUCCACCGAUGUCGUGACAAACAACAGCACGCUGCCUUUCAACAAGCUCAUGCUCAUUCGCAUCAAAGGUCGGAGGCACGUCCAGGUGCGCCUGGUGGAGCCAACAGCCCACUCGUUAAACAGCGGCGACUGCUUCCUUCUCAUAACGCCGAAGCAGUGCUAUAUGUGGAGUGGAGAGUUUGCCAACGUGAUUGAGAAAGCUAAGGCGUCGGAGAUGGUGGCGUUUGUUCAGGCCAAGAGGGACCUCGGGUGUAAGGCCUCCCAGGUGACAGUGCUGGAGGAGGGCAUCAACACCGACAGCAGAUGGGCCAAAGAGUUCUGGAGCCUGCUGGGCGGACAAACCCAAUACAGAGGGGCCGGGGAGCCAGAGGAGGACGAGCUGUAUGAGAGUGGGGUGUUGGACUCUACUGGGGUGUACAGACUCCACGGAGAGAAACUGGUGCCUCAUGAAGAGGCCUGGGCCUCCAUUCCAAGUGUCUCCUUGCUCGACUCCAAAGAGGUUUUAGUGUUUGAUUUUGGCAGCGAAGUGUACGUAUGGCACGGGAAAGACGUGCCCCUGGGUGACAGAAAGGUUGCUGUGAAACUGGGCAAACAGCUUUACAGCGGCAGCUUCGACUACAGCAGCUGCAGGGUCAACCCUCUAGAUGCCUCCUUCACGGAUUCGGAUGUGCCUCAGCAAGGGGAGGGUCGUCCGAGCUGGACUCUGUUCGGCCGGUUGUCGGAGCACAAUGAGACGGCCCUGUUCAGAGAAAAGUUCCUGGACUGGGCCGAGAGGAAGAAGGAGGAAGCAGCUCAAGCAGAUGAAAUCAAGAGCCCAGUCCACUCCAUUGAACGCCCCUCACUGGACUUGGACCUGCAGCCAUGUGACGCUAAGGCCCUGCUGGACAAUGAGCCGGGGCCGGUGAAGACGGUCCUAGAGGGGGUGAACGUCCAGCGGGGCCAUGGCCUGGUGAGGGCAGAUGACGGACGACAGGCAGAGUUGGCUACAGUCGCUGUAGACGCCUGGCACAUCAAAGAGCACGGAGAGGAGGAACUGCCUCAAGAGAGCCUGGGCCAACUGCAUGAGGGCGACGCCUACAUCAUCCGCUGGAAGUACUCUAUCACCACACUCGUGGGUAAGCGGCAGAAACCCGGGGAGCUGAGUGCCGGUGCUCCAGGCAGAGAGAGGACCGCUUGUUUUUUCUGGCAAGGCAGCCACUCCAGCGUCAGUGAGAAAGGAACAUCUGCUCUGAUGACAGUGGAGCUGGGCAGCCACAGGGGGUCACAAGUGUUGGUGAGUGAGGGAAAAGAGUCUCCGUGCUUCCUGCAGCUCUUCCAGGGAGGUUUGAUCAUCCACAAGGGCAGUAGAGAUGAUAGUGCCGACAACACAGUUGGCUGGCGGUUGUUCUGUGUCCGGGGGGAGGCAGAGGUGGAGGCCUCGCUGGUGGAGGUAGAUUGCCAGCAUGCCAGUCUGCGCUCUCGUGCGAGCCUGGUGCUUCUUAAUGCUCAGAAAGGCCUUCUCUUCUUGUGGCACGGCUGUAAAGCACAUGCCAGCGCCAGGCAGGUGGCCAAAAGAGCUGCGGACAAACUAACCCAGAGGUGUCCUUCAGAGUUGGGUCUGAGCAGCACCAGCAGCGUGAACGUUGAGGAGGUGGAGGAAGGAUCUGAACCCGCGGAGUUCAAGAAGGCUCUGGGCCCGCACGACAAGAAGGCCUACGACUGUAUGCUGCAAGAUCCAGGGAAGUACAACUUCACGCCGCGGCUGUUCCGGCUGAGCGCCAGCUCCGGGGUGUUCGAAGGGGAGGAGCGGUUGUCUCCAGCCAGGGUGGCCGAGGGAGUCAUGGCGAUGCCCUUCCUGCAGGAGAACCUCUACUCCGCACAACAGCCAGCCCUGUUCCUACUGGACAACCGCAUGGAGGUGUACCUGUGGCAGGGCUGGCAGCCUGACGACACACAGUGUACCGGCUCUGCAAAGAUGCGCUGGAACAGCGAGAGGAAGUGUGCCAUGGAGACUGUGCUGCAGUACUGCAAAGAGAAGAACCCUCGGCGCCACCCUCCAGCAUAUCUGAUCCUGGCAGGCUGUGAACCUCUCACCUUCACCAACAUCUUCCCAUACUGGGAGAAGGACACCAGUAUCACUAAGACGGAAAGCUCCAAGAAUAAGGUGCUGUUAGUAAAGGAGGCUCUAUCUCAGCUCAGCAAGCUGCAGUACUCCAUCGAGGAGCUGACCGGGAAGCCGCUGCCAGAGGGAGUGGACCCUCUCCGGCUGGAGGAUUACCUGUCGGACCCGGACUUCAAGAUACUUCUUGAGAUGAGUCGAGUUGAGUUCAACACUCUGCCAAACUGGAAACAAAGGAAUCUGAAGAAAAGCAAGGGCCUGUUUUAAAACAUCUUUUUGUACACAACUGCCGGUUUUUUUAUGUUUUCAGCAGCUUUUUUUUAACAUUUGAGAGAAGACUAUGACCUUAUUUUGUAAUGUAUAAUAACAGCGAGGAUACCAUUUUCAGUUGAAAUAUUGAUCUAUUUUGAAUAACUUCAAUUUUUUUGUUUCUCCCUGUCACUGAAAUAUUUUAGCCAAUCAUUAUGUGCAAUUGUUAAUCUUUUUGAUGGCAAGAUGCUUUCCUUGUAUUGUAAGAAUAGUUACCCUCACAUUAUACAUAUGUAAUAUACUAUAAAUGAAUGUGUUUUUAUGUCUGACACCAGACUGUGUUAAUUUUCAUGUGAGAUUGUGUUUGUAUGAGAACUGCCUGUGGUGUUAAAAAUAAGGGAGUUAUUCAUGUUUUUUUAUAUUUCAUGGGAAAAAACAGCUCUGUGUAAUGGAAUUAAGUCCCUCAGCAAAAAAUAUUGACGAAUUAAAGAAGCUAAACAAAUCAAAGUUCAGAGAGCAAUCCCGAUAAUUUGUGGACGUUUGACAGAAACGUGGUGGUAUACUAACUUAUAUAUGUAUAACAGCAAAUAUAUAUUCGGUUUUAAUUUUAGAUGCAUUUGUAUGUGGGUGUGAAAAGAUGUACUCUGAAAUCCCAAAGAAAACUGAAACAUGAAAAGUCAACUGGGACUUUGCAACCAUCACAUUGGUGAGACUGACUGUUCUCGGCAUCAUUGAAACUGGCCCAUAAUAAGUCUGGUACUGAAUACUUCCCGGUUGUCAUGAAUAGAACUGCCUGUGUGCCAGUGAUGGCCGCCCUCUCUGAUCAUCUGGCUGUUAGGGACCAAAUCAAAUCGUGUUGUCUUGUCCUACAUGUUGUUGUGUAUCUGUGUGUGCGAGAGUGUGUAAAUGUGAAACUUUAAAAGUAUUAAGUGUGUGUGGGUACGGAAGAGUAUAAACUGCCAUUAUAGCUGGAGCUGACACUACAAGUGUAUACUGCAAAUGUGAUGUAAUGGCAUGUUACACACAAACUAUACUGUUAAUAUGAUUGCCUGUGA
Cyclopterus lumpus (lumpfish) is the source of this 6023-nucleotide messenger RNA. It is a transcript of the gene svild, whose product is annotated as supervillin d. Gene Ontology annotation, molecular function: actin filament binding; phosphatidylinositol-4,5-bisphosphate binding. Gene Ontology annotation, cellular component: actin cytoskeleton; cytoplasm. The transcript is spliced from 29 exons. Gene Ontology annotation, biological process: actin polymerization or depolymerization; barbed-end actin filament capping; actin filament severing. NCBI's taxonomy places the organism in Eukaryota, Metazoa, Chordata, Actinopteri, Perciformes, Cyclopteridae. The coding region runs from base 529 to 4986 and encodes 1485 amino acids. The record is from RefSeq and is a predicted model, not a curated record.